This is a messenger RNA of Psammomys obesus (fat sand rat), 590 nucleotides long. It is a transcript of the gene Gpr15lg, whose product is annotated as G protein-coupled receptor 15 ligand. The coding region runs from base 1 to 237 and encodes 78 amino acids. The transcript has 3 exons. The record is from RefSeq and is a predicted model, not a curated record. Gene Ontology annotation, molecular function: G protein-coupled receptor binding. NCBI's taxonomy places the organism in Eukaryota, Metazoa, Chordata, Mammalia, Rodentia, Muridae.
AUGAGACUUCUAGUCCUUUCCACUCUGCUCUGCAUGCUGCUCCUCAGCUUCUGCAUUCUCACCUCAGAAGGCAGAAGGAAUCUUGUCAAGUCCCCAAGACUCAAGCCCUGCUGUCACCUUGCUCUUAGAUCCAAACUGACAGCCAAGAAAGGAAACUACACAAGGCCCUGCAAACCAUGCAGAAACAAGCCACCAUUCAAGUUAUGGGUUGUGCCUGGGGCUCUCCCACAGAUAUAGGAGCCUCUUGAAGCCUGGACCCACCCAGAUGAGACCUCGAUGCCCAGCUAUGAAGAGACCAGGAACCUUGACUUGACCCCUGCCAACCUUCAUGAAAGGAUGCUUCAUUUCAGACAGCCAGGAACAUUCCAGAAGCCCAAGCCCUCAUUCCAUUGGUGCCACCAACCUUUGGAGUCUCUAUGAUCCAGACUCAUCCCGUACAUCUUCAUGGCUCCUCCAGAGUAAAAGUCAAAGAUUCCGCCUGUGAGCUCUACAACUCUAGAGACUUCCAAAUUGACUCGAGUGUAGAGUAGCAAGACCUCAGUAUGAUCAGCCAAGACUCCAGCAUCUCAGGAAUCCCCUGACAAUCCCAA